CGUUGUAGCACAUUACACAUCCCCGAAGUAUAGGAUUACUCUCUCUCAGGCAGCUUGUAAUCUCGUGCACUCCCUCUUGAAGAGAUCACUUGGGAAAUUCAUCACUCUAUAUGCGAACCGUCAGAUGAAGCCAUUAAAAAGAAUCAGAGUCCCAUGAUUUGGAUCUGUGCCGACUUUUGAGCUGCUGUACACUUUUGUUUCAUCUUUCAUUUUCUUCUCUCUUCCAUUUUGUAAAAAUACUGAGCCUUGCAAACUGAAAAAGUUGAAUCUUCCUUCCUUGAAGGAAAUGGUUAAUUUAGGAGACCUGAACAAUGACAUUCCCUUUGAUGUGCUGUCUCGGUUGCCAACAAAGUAUAUGCCAAAAUUAAAGUGUGUUUCUAAAGGGUGGAACCGCCUUAUAUCUGACCCCACUUUCAUGAAGGUUCAAUCCCAAAAGAGAGAACCACUAUCAGGCUUCUUCUUCCAACAGAAGUACCAAUGGUGCUAUGAUGACAUAACUACUAUCAGCUACAUUCCUGUUGAAAAGCAAGAUGCUGAACUCCAUAAGACAGUAUUUAACUUCCUUCCUGAACAUGUUGUGGUGCUGGCUUCAUGCAAUGGUCUGGUGUGCUGCCGCAGCUGCUUCCCCUUUCAUGACUCUUGCCUAUACAUCUGCAACCCCUUGAACAAUGAAUGGUUAAGGCUAAAAUGGGAUGAACCUGACAAAGAAAACAGCUUUGCUUUGGCAUUUGACCCAUGUCAAGAUCACAUAGGCACAUCAACCAAUUUCAAAUUGAUCAGAGUGAAGCAAUUUGAAACUAACAAAGAGGCCUUAUGCUUUUCAUUUGAAAUAUACUCUCCGGAUAAAGGGGCCUGGAGGAAAUCAGAGGAAAUCUGCAAGUGCAAUAGCAAUCUGUACAAGAACAGAGGCAUUUUUACGGAAGGGGUUUUGCACUGGUUGACUGAUGGCGACGAAGUGCUGACCUUCAAUGUGGAGAAUGAACUAUCAUGGUUGGUAUCUGUUCCACUUCCAGCCAGUGAGUUCAGGAGCAUCCCAGAAGCGUGUAUUGGUGAUUCUGAUGGCAGGCUGCAUUACAUCCUGGUGUCUGAAUAUGGAUUUCAAGUGUGGUUUCUUGAAGAUUACUUUGAAUCCAGGUGGUCCCUGAAGCUUUGCAAAACUCUGGAGGAAAUGGAUGAAGAACAUUCACAGUUCCUUUAUAAUUUGCGUGAGAGAGUAACACAACGGUUGGCAGUUGACAUGGAACCAUGGAUUGAUCCCCUGGCCUUCAAAGAUGGGUAUUUAUUAAUGAGGGUUUCUCGAAAGAUCUUGCUAUAUAAUAUUGAGACAAACAAGCUGCAGCAAGUAUGUUAUCUUUCCAAGUUGGGUACCAGUUCCAUCUGUUGCACAGUGCUUCCCUAUACCUUAAGUUUGGUUCCCCUAAAUCAGGCAUAAGAGACCCUUUUUCUUUGUCCUUGUUUAUCUUCUGUUGGUUAGGUGGUUGUUUAUAUAUGGAUCUUUUGAUCAGAUUCCUCCCCCACAACAAUGGUACCUAUCAAC
Messenger RNA from Theobroma cacao (cacao), 1537 nucleotides. RefSeq names its product F-box protein At5g49610-like. NCBI's taxonomy places the organism in Eukaryota, Viridiplantae, Streptophyta, Magnoliopsida, Malvales, Malvaceae. Gene Ontology annotation, molecular function: protein binding. The record is from RefSeq and is a predicted model, not a curated record.